This is a messenger RNA of Elephantulus edwardii (Cape elephant shrew), 729 nucleotides long. RefSeq names its product chromosome unknown open reading frame, human C1orf174 (gene CUNH1orf174). Lineage: Eukaryota; Metazoa; Chordata; Mammalia; Macroscelidea; Macroscelididae. The record is from RefSeq and is a predicted model, not a curated record. The transcript has 4 exons. Bases 1 to 729 code for a protein of 242 amino acids.
AUGAGGAGCCGGAAGCUCACAGAUGGAGUGCGGUCUUCAGCCCGCCUGAGAAGCCGAGGGUGCCCAGAGGCCGACUUGGCCUCCACGCAGGAAGUGGACAUCCCCAAGUCGACCAAGACUGCUUGUCUGGCUGUGUCACACAAAGCCACCAACAGGCGAACGACCAAGAAGUUCAAGUAUGACAAAGAUAAUCUUGUGAAAUCAGAAUUUCAGCAGCUCAUCUCCACCAGUGCUGUUGCUUCCUUGCCGAAAAUAGCGCCCAACACCCAUUGUGCAGAAGAGCCUCAAGAGCUUGGCUACCACCCCGUGGUUCCCCAAGGCAGCAAGGGCAGCACUUCUGCCACGCAGGAGGGUGAGGGAUCCCUUGAUUCCUGUGCCAUCCGAAAGGACGGAGGCCCACCACAGACUGACGAUAGCCUGUCCCCGCCAGAGCACAAUGCUGCUCCUGAGGCAGAAGAGUCCAACAGCAACUCCACGCCAUGGGAUGAGCCAGCCCUGGAGGCCGAGGAGACGCAGAAGCCGCCACUGCAGAUGGACAACAGUGUCUUCCAAGAUGAUGACAGCAACCAGCCCAUGCCCGUGAGCCGGUUCUUCGGGAACGUGGAGCUCAUGCAGGACCUUCCACCAGCAUCGUCAGCUUGUCCUUCCAUGAGCAGACGAGAGUUCAGGAAGAUGCAUUUCAGAGCCAAAGAUGACGACGACGACGACGAAGAUGAUGCAGAACUGUAA